AUGAAGGUGAUGGCCGAGUUUGUCUUCCGCUUCUACGCCUCCACCUCCACCGCAGAGCACCUGACCAAAGAGCAGCUGGAGCAGGCGGCUAGAGGCUGUCGGAUGACCUCGGCGGACAUUGACGCCGGCAGACACAGCACCGGCGGCAUGAAAAAAGCCGAAUUUACGCGGCUGCUCGCAGAGAAGUACCUGCCAAAGGCGUCCAACCACCCCGCCCAUGGCCACCACGAUCGGCUGGCCGUCUUUGAGCACGCUACCGCCGACCGGUCGCCGAUGGAGCAGCUGCACCUCCGCUUGGCCCACCCCGAGGUGCGUCGUAAGGAGGUGAAGGUGUCCAGCAAGACGGUGGAGGCGAAGUUGAACAGUCGCUUCCUCUGCGAGAACUGCAGCGCCAAGCAAUACACUCUGGCGCCGUACAUUGCCAGGCUCUCACUGGAGGGCGUCCUCUACGACCCGGUGCCCACCAAGCAGAAGGACGUUCACCUGAUGAAGAAGGCCCGGCGGGCAAGGGCCGACUGCUUCUUCCGCGAGGGCUACGUCGGCAACAAGAUCAUGGACAUGAUUCGCGCCUACGCCCUCAAGGUGCACAUCUACGGGGGCAAUAUGAAGGCGGGCACCGACCCCAGCUCAGACUGGACGCAGCAGGGCACGCGCGUUGACUUUCUCCAGAACAAGAUCAGCAAGCUGUGCGACGAGGCUCGGGUGCUUUUCAGCAAUGAGCCGCGCGUCAUCAAGGUCGCCUCGCCCUGCUACCUGCUGGGCGACAUUCACGGCAACCUCCAGGAUCUGCUCGUCUUUGAGCAGGCCAUCUGGCGUGACCUGAUACUCAAUCCGGUCAAUUUGCUCUUUCUGGGCGAUUACGUUGAUCGCGGUGAUUACUCAGUGGAGUGCAUGAUCUACCUGCUUUGCAUGAAGGUCCUUGCUCCUGAUCACGUCUUUCUACUGCGCGGAAAUCACGAGACGCGGGAGCUUCAGAAGGAAUUCACAUUUUGCAAGGAGCUUCAGGCUCGGUUCGGUCCCAGCGCCGACUACGCCUUUAAGAUGUUCAACGCCGUCUUCGACGUCAUGCCACUGGCGGCCAUCGUCGACGAGCAGAUCUUCUGCUCUCACGGGGGCAUUCCCUCCACCUCCACCUCGCUGGAGCAGCUGGCGCUCAUUCCGCCGUUGCUGAAGGACCCCAACCUGGUGACCAACGCCUGUGAGCUGCUGUGGAACGACCCGAUCACUGACCGGGAGUACAAGGAGCUGCUGGCCAACAAGCCGGAGCUGGCCGUCGUCAACAACGUCCGCCUUCCUGAUGGAUUUCUCUACAACAUCAAGCGCAACUCUGGCUGCCUCUUCAAUGAGACCGCCGUGGAGCGCUUUCUCUCCGCCAGUGGCCUCUCGCACAUCAUCCGAGCCCAUGAAUGUGUUCCAGCUGGCUUUAAGUACCACGCCGGCGGACGAUGCGUUACCAUCUUUAGCUGUUCAAACUUUUGCGAUUAUCACAAUGAUGCCGCCGUCUCGUACGUGAACGAUUCUCAGAUUCGUGUUAUACAGGUGGACACUGCUAUUGAUAAUAAAUAA
Molecule: messenger RNA, 1566 nt
Organism: Rhagoletis zephyria (snowberry fruit fly)
Lineage: Eukaryota; Metazoa; Arthropoda; Insecta; Diptera; Tephritidae
Source: RefSeq, a predicted model, not a curated record